ACACGUAAUUUUGCACGCAAACACUGGUAACAGGCGACUGCGCACACAUGACGCUCAUUCGUUUGGCUCUGCGAGCAGAGCAGCGGUAUCGUAGUAGGUUGUAGUAGCACGACGGUGACGACGAGCAGGAAGAUAAAAAAGGGGGGUAAUCUUGUGAUGAGUGUACGAUGACGAUAAGGAGUAGCGUUCAUUGAAUGUGUAUAUUCGCGUGGAUCAGUUUAACGCUGCUCCAAAGGACGACGUUAACCUUUCGGACCAUCCAGGUCGAGAUAAUAAACAGGUACCUACUUGUUCUACGGUGCUUUGUCUCAGUCAUCGCGUUUCAACGGAAAUGGAACUGUCUCUAACUCAGGAUCAUUGAGAAUCUAAUAUAAAUCAAGAUAAAUGGGUAAAAUAAGAAAUAAACCCAACCUGUAUCAUAACAGUCAAUCACAAAAUAUCCUCCGUAAUUUGAUGCUACGUGAUUGUGGACUUCGCACAACUCACAAAAGUAGCACAAAGGAAUUUGAACCUCUUGCAGAAGAAAAUUUUAUUGGUAAAGCAUUCAAAGAAUUGAAAUGCGAUCUACCAGGGGUGCCUAAAACUACUUUUUUAAUGGUUUUUAGUCCUGAUGGUACAAAAGUUGCAUCAACACAUGGAAAUCAUAAAAUUUAUAUCACAGAUUUGCCAAGUGGAAAGAACAUACAAAUUCUUUCUGGCCAUCCUCGUACACCAUGGUGCAUAGCAUUUCAUCCAAACUCUAAUGAUAUUUUAGCGUCUGGUUGCUUGGGAGGUCAAGUUCGUGUAUGGGAUCUGAGUGGAGGCAGUGAAGUUUGGAAUUCAAAAAGCCCUAUAGCAUCAAUAGCAUUUCAUCCGGUACAAAGACUGCUUGCUAUAGCUACGUACAAUGAAAUUCAUUUCUGGGACUGGAGUGAAUCAGAUCCAUUUGCAACUGUCACUACAAAAAGUCAUAAGGAGAAAGUUCGAUAUGUUGCCUUCGAUAAUUUGGGAAGAAAAUUAAUAACGGGUAUAGCAAACGCAACACAUACUUCACAAUGGGACAGACCUCCAGUGGAGCAUUUAAUACGAUCUAUUCCACUCUCAAGAGCACCAAGACAAGAGCAUGAGUCUGGUCAAAAUGAUAAUACUCCUUCAUCUCAGUCAAAUAAUGGACCGUCAUACAAUUCAUUUCGUCCUGCAAAUACUGAGCACGGAAAUGAGUCUGAUUCAGAUUAUCAAAACAACUAUCAAAAUAGAAGAUUUCGCUUUCGUAAUAAUUUUGUAGAUCGGAUACGAGCAAUCCGUAAUCAAUUGUUACAUCGUCACAAUUUAUGGCCUGCUAAUAAUAAUCAAGAGGCUGAACUCGGUAGUUCAUACGCGCCUUUUGUCGAGAGGAUGUUUGAUCAAGAUCGUAGCAAUAAUCCAUCGACUUCCGGUGCAAACAACAAUAAUGCUACUGGCGAUGGUAAUAGUAAUAAUGCUAGAUUGCGUGUUGCGCCAGUACAACAGCAGCCUUAUUCUAAUUUUUACGAAACAAGGUCAACGGCGAGUACUAACAACAAUCAAAACAACAAUAAUAACAAUAAUAGCAGGAAUACAAAUAGCAAUAUCAGACCGAUGUUGUCAGUAUUAAGGAUCGAGCCAGUCUUACCGGAAGAAAAUAGAAGUAACACACCGCCUCCGAACAAUAUAAAUACCAGCUACGAUAAUAUGCGAUUUGCGGAGUCCCGUCGUAUAAUGAGAUCAACAAUACGUCAAAGGCGGUUACGCAAUCGCUUUGGUUACCAAAGAUCUUCCGCAGAUAUAUUAAGGCGUCGAGAAACGACCGAUCGAAGUACAGACCCCAUGAGUAGAAACCGAGAUGCUCCUUCCACCAGCACGAGCAACACCACAAGCAAUACAUCAGAAACAACAAACAAUUAUUUUCUAGCUGAAGCCUUUGCGUUGAUGUUAAGAAACAUUUUGAACUUUAGUGCUCAAGAAACAAAUGUCAGCCUUGAAAGACUUCAAAGAAAUUUACGACUACUCCGCGAAGAGUCCGGCCAAGUGGUGAAUGUGAGAUUACACUUUUUAUGUGAAGAUCUGCACGACACCGAGCAAAAUAACAGCAUUUGCUUAUUGAACCUGUACAAGCUACGCCAGGGUUUGCAGACGCGUAUCGGCAUGAUGACGAAUCAAGCUAACCGAAAUCCGCGUUUGCAGAGCUUCCUCAAUACUGUAAGUCAUGAAGUGCAAUCUCUCAAUAAUAUGGAGGGACAGCUGAUCAACACCAACUAUCGCAUCGAAUCGCUGAGAGAAGAGCUUUCAUCUUUCAGAGAUGAGAUGCGUUUUCGUCAGUCCGUUCAACCAUCGAAUACUACUCAGAUUUUGACAGCUGAAAGAGAAGUCGCGAACGUGCAGUUUCGAGUUCAAGAAGAAAGAGGAACAACGUUGGCUCAAAAUGAGGAAACAAGAAGAACAAGCCAAGCAGAAGAAUCGGCACCGCGGACGGGUGUUAGACGUCAGUUGGAAAUCGAUGAUAAUGACGACAAUCAACCAUCGGUAACCAGACGCCGACUGGAGAACGACUACGAAUAUCAACCGAACGGUGGUCCAACCUACAGCUCCCCAUCGAGCGACGACAAUUGUGUUCCUUACCGUGGUGCAUCCGAGUUCUCCGUAUCGUCUCACUCGGCCUUUCAGCCAACUCGAUCUAGUUCACAGCGUAAUAGCGUAAGUCCACGCAGUGAACCGGGACCUUCGUCAAGUCGUGCCGAUCUAGCUGUUGCGGGCCCAUUGACAUCGAGCACUGCGGGUGCUACCAAUGGUGUGGAUGAUUUCAAUUCACGCCGAACGUCACGUAUCAUACGCAGUGCUCAACGUAUAUCCCAGAGCAAUUUCGACAUAUUUUGGGAGGCAUUCCAGCGUUAUCUUAAUUCAGCAAACAUGAACGAGCAGUUACCCAAUGAGAGCACGUCUAAUGACAACACGGGAGAACAAUGGGAAAAUGGUUACUGGUUAUUGGAAGAGAACAGCAAUUCCGACUCGAAUCACGAUGAGCAAGGGGAGACAAGCAACUCUAUGGUCGGACCGAGACGUAGAGCUAGUCGUUGGAUCCAACUUGACUCGGGAAAUCGCUCAACAAGCGCUUGGGAACCAAUUUCAUUCCGAGUUCGAUCAAAUCAAAAUACAUCAAGCACUGAUCAAAAUCGACUGUCCCCGAUCUCAGCUAAUUCGACACGCUACGAGCAACCACCAUUGUUUCCAUUUCGAAGUCUGCGCGAGACUUUAAACCAGAGGAUGGAAAUGAAUCAAGCAAAUGCAUUAGCAAGAGCACAAAAUUGUGAAACUACUAUAUCGUCUGGAAACGUAGAUCAGUCAAUAUCAAUAUCUGAUCAAAGUCAAAGUCAGCGAACGGGAUAUCAUGAGAAUAGUGUUGAUCGAUCGACUAACACCGACCUGUCUAGUCUCGUACCUGAAACUUUGAACUGUGUUGAUUUAACAGCUUCAACUUUGUCUGCAACGGCAAUGUCAAGUACAGCUUUGCCGGAAAUAAAUACUAGAAGCAACGAGGAAUUUCGAGAACUCAGAUUGUUAGGUCGUCACGUAGUAAACGUCCAACGUCUUUGUCGCAUUCGUUUAGAAAUUGCUCAACUGCAACAUAUUCGACGAAUGUGGGAGAGACUUCAGUGGCGCAUUCGUCAUGUUUACUUAACGUUAUUUAUUAAAGGAUAUUUUACAUUAAAUACCAAUGUUGAAAAUUCGAAUAGUAGCGAUGAUGAUGAUCCGGAACCAAGCACUAGCAGGCAAGGAACAAAUAGGUCAUUAAGAUCCACUUCUCAGGCACCAACAUCAAAUAAUGAUUUUCAAACGGAAACAGCUCAGAAUUUCAGAAAAGCUUUAUUGGCAAAAUACACAAGACAAAACAAUAAAAGUGAGCCUAAUCAACCUCAACCGUCCACUUCAGCGGCAACACCGUCCACUAAUAAUUUGGAUCAACCUGGUACCUCACAAUCUCAAUCCGACGCCAAUACUGUUGUUUCGGACUUAUCCAAAGCCGUUUUUGAACACCUUAAUAAAUGGCUGACAAGAUGUUCAAAUGAAAAUUUGAUUUGGGAAACGCAGAAUCGGAGUAAAAGGCCACAAAGACCAACUAGUGAUCAUACUUAUUCGAGUGUAUCUGGCGAAGGCAGUGGCAAUUCUAACGCUCCUAUCAUGCAGCUAGCAAGACUUUAUCAAGUUAUCAACGGCAUAUCUAAAAGUAUCUCAAAUUCUCUACGACUGGCAAAUGUUUCUAUCUCGCCAAGUGAAAAUAACAUUAGUAAUACAACGAUUGACACAGCUGUUCCUAGUACUUCUACUGCCAGUCAGGCUGAACCUAGCAACACAACGACUACUAAUACUCGUGACGUAAAUACGCCAAGUUCGUCAUCACAAGUAGAUAGCUCGGCUUCUAGCAAUAUGUCUGAAUCGCCAACAAAUGUCACCAAUACCCAAGAAAGACACUCCAGGCGUUACGGACGGAGAACGUAUCUGCGGCGAUCACGGUUACUUCAAAUGGGUCCAAGAAUUAACAGAAAACGCUUAGUUCGCAUGCAAAAUGCUAACAAUUUGUGUCGCAUGUACGAGGCUGUCUCUGCCGCAUACAUGGCCGUAAUGCGACGUAAUCGUGCCCGUAAUGCAGCCAGAGCAGCUACGGCAGCUACGACAGCUACGACAGCUACGACAGCUAUGACAGCUACGACAGCUACGACAGCUACGAUAGCUACGGCAGCUACGACAGCGACGAUAGCUACGACAGCUACGACAGCUACGACAGCUACGACAGCUACGACAGCUACGACAGCUACGACAGCUACAACAGCGACGAUAGCUACGACUGCUAUGAUAGCUACGACUGCUAUGAUAGCUACGACAGCUACGACAACUACGACAGCUACGACAGCGAUGAUAGCUACGACUGCUAUGAUAGCUACGACAGCUACAAUAGCUACGAUAGCUACAACAGCUACAGCAGUUACAACUAAUACAAGUAUUAGCACGAGCACCACAACCGCGAACGCAAAUACAAAUAGGGUUACUAGUACGAGUACUACUACUUCCGGCGCUAUUAAUAAUAAUACUAGUGCCAGCUCAAGUGCUUAUUCGAGUACAAAUACCAGUACUAACACUACCACCACCCCCACCACCACCAGUAGUAGUAACACCACUUCUAACACGAAUAUAAAUCAAAAUCCUCCUGCUGUAGAGCCAGUCCAAUAUAUGAUCGACAGGUUACAAGCUUUAAUUGAUCAACAAACAAUGCUCACGCGAAACAAUGAAAGCAACACCAGUAACAACGAUGCCAAUUCAAACACAACAGCAGAUUCAAAUAACGAUACGCAGUAUGAAAAUCAUGAAAUAAUUGAAAAUAUUCGAGAAGUUAUGUGCCUCCAGGCUAGACAAGUGUUAAGUUUGAUGGUCAUAAGUUUAACACGUCUUUUUGAAAACAACAACUAUAAAAAUGUACGUCAACAUCAAAUGAUGAAGAUGUAUUUGUUACCUCGUCUUGGGCUUAGACUAACGGAUCUAUUGCUCGAAAGACUAGCGUCAACAUUACGUGAACUUGAGCAAAAUUAUAAUGAUUACGAUUCAACUUUGUCGUCUACAAGAUCAUCAACUAACAAUGAACGCCAAUCUGUGAGUACCAAUACAACUAGUGAAGCUCAAACUGCAACUGCUAGUACAUUAUCUAGUACCGGUGGAACGGAAUGUUCCUCCUCCACCAGCACUAGCGUUACUAAUAAUUCAGAACCAUCAACUUCUAGCGGUGUCACGGCAAAUAGCAGCGAUAGCAAUCAUAAAAGGACUUUAGUACGUCUGGCUAAGUUUUUCGGUAUUGAUGAUGCAACAGCGAGCACAUCGUCAUCUCAAAGGGCACCAAAGCCAUCCACAAGUCGUGAACCUGAGACCAUCAAUGCAACGCCGUCUACAAGUAAUGAGGCUGACAACAAUGAUAACUCACUAACGAAUGAUUCUCGCAAUGAAAUAGCACUUUCUGCUGAAAUUCAGAGUAUCAUCGAAAGGAUUAAAAUUAACAGCACGAGUGCGAGUGAUGCUACUCAACGUUAUCAGACUCAAAGUGGCGCAAAUACUAGAUUUGACAAUGAUAGCGACGAUCGUGAAGAUGAGGAUGAUACAUCUGGAACAAGAGAUCGUUCUAACAGCGAUAACCGUGAUGAUAAUCGCGAAUCUUCUCGGAAUUGGCCUGAAAGUUCUUCGAGGCACCCUCAACGUCGAAUCGACGGUCUCUCGAUACUGCGGCGUUAUGCUUUGAUGCGCCGUCGUCUACUCUAUCUUGAACCGUUUAACGUUUCUCACCCUGCGCGCGAUCGUAGCAAUUCAAACGCAUCUAUGACACCGCGUGAACACCUUAAUAUUCUAGAUUAUGGUCCUUACCGCAGUCGCAAUGAGCUAACAAGGACAGAAGGAAACAAUACAUCCACCUCGUCAGUUCCGCCUUCGUUCUUGAGACAACCUCUCAAUGUCCCAGUUAUAACGGUCAAUAACGUACCUAUGAUUGAUAUUAAUCCACUUACGGUACGAAGAAGGCGACUGAGACAAAGACACUUGCCGGAACUCUUAUACGGUAAUGGACCGAGAUUUGAUAGGUUUAAUGCUGCUAGAAAUAAUACAUCUGGAGGAUCUGGUGCUAAUCAAGACAACGAAGGUGGAGUGGAAUAUCCACCGCAACCACCGUCGUUUUUGAACAGCUUCAGAAAUCAGACUCCUUGGAGGCUCUUUUUGUCUCGAGGACCAUUUAGCGCCGGCGAAGGUUCAAGUGGUGGUCAAGAUCCAGAGAAUGAUAGCGACGACGUAGAAAUUAGAGAUCACCAUAUAAACAUGGCUUUUAUUGGUUUAGAAAUUCAAAGUUACCGCAUCCAAGCUUGGGAUUUUUCCAAUAUUCCUGAUAUACAAGACUCCAAAAAGAAUGUGAUUGUUGGCGAAUGUAGAAUACACAAUGAUGCAAAUAUUGACAUUUCAUCUGAUUCAACAGCAUUAGUAACAGUGCUGCCAUCAAAUCGUUCAAAUUUAACAACUAUAGGUGUAUAUAGUUUAGACUGGGAAACAUUAGGUGAAAAAAUGUAUUCAACAGAAACGGAUCACACAGUCAUUUCGGUAUCUAUGUCACCGACCAAACAUCAUCUUCUCGUUGGAUUGGGUUCUCGUCGUAUUCAUGUACCUUCUCGUCAAAUGCCAAUGGCUCUCAUUUAUAAACUGGUGGAUCCCGAAGACAAACCAAUUAACGAUUUACCCGACGCUGGUGGAUUAUAUCGAUCAGUAGUAAGCCGACAUGACCCCAAUUAUCUGAUCUUCCUCAAUCAUUACCUAAAUGAUAUACGACAAAGAAUCACAACAAACAACGAACAGCAGAGUGGAAAUCAGGCACAAAAUUUGAAUAAUCAAGACUGGCGGAAUCAAAAUAAUAGCGGAUUUUCAAGAAAUUCUGAUGCAAGCGAUGCCAAACAGAACAGAAAGAAAAUGAUACUUUUAAGGACAAUGUUCCAAAGUCGUGAUACUCCGAGUUAUGUCAGUUUGAAUUGUAUUAGAUGGACACCGCAUCCUGGUCAAGGUAUGGUUUACGCAACCAACACUGGCUUGUUGAAUAUAUUAUAUUGAAGAUAUUAAGUUGAAUAUAUCUAUUCUUCUUCGGGCGCUACUUACCUUACUAAGUAAAUUUUUGACAACAGAUAAACAAAAUAGCCCGAUGGUUAUUAAGAAAAAUGAAAUGUUCUUUAAAUUUCUAAUUUUAUUUAGAAUAAAUGAACAUUCGUGGCUAAUCUGCCAAAAUUUUUUAAAUGACAUAGUUACUAAAUACGAGUGUAAAAAUCAAAGUAACAAUCUUAGAAGCCUUUAAUCUUCUGUAUACAAAAUAGGAUUUUGUUACCUUGCUCCAUUAAAAGUAAUCAGAGAAAACAUUCAUCUAAUUAUAGCGAGUAACGUUUAUGAACUUGAGUAUGGUAGGCAAAAAUAUAUAUUUCAGCGCGGAAUCAUCACAGAGAAAGUAAUGCGUUUUACUUUCUUUGAGGUAAAAGAUGUAGCAUAAGCAUUCGGUGUACGUGAAAUCAUGAUAUUUUAUCACUAUCAACCAGUCCCAUAUUUUUGAUUGCACUUAUUGCUGUGCAAAAUUAACACUAAACUUAAUGUUCACGACGGGACUGUGCCUUAACGAUUUUUUUCAUUUUCUUGUUUAUAUUCUUACUACUGUUAAAAUGCAUAACUUAAAUAUUAUUGUAAAGUGAAUGUAAAAAAAGGAAAUAGGCAAAUGAAAUCGUAUGUCACCUAAGGUUUUAUUAAAUGGUGCGCAUUUAAAAUUAGUAAAAGUGCGUAUUGUACUAGAUUUUAAGAUUUUGUAACUGUAUUAUUUAAGUCGUAUGUUACAAUUUUGCGCUACUUUUACGAUCAGACUGAAUUUAAAUUGCGAUCUGAGUAUUUUUCGAUUAUAUUGCAAUAUACUUUUGUGAUAGCAAUUAGAAGAGUAGAUCGUUGUAUGAUUUUGCAACACACGAUUAUUCCAAAGCUUCAUUUUUUAUUAUCUUCUACAUCGCUUUAAGUUAUGGUUUAUGAUUGCCUAUAAUCUUAUCAUUGUUUAUUUCGUGUGCCAUUUGACUGUAACAUCGUAUAACGUCAAUAACAUUUAAUAACGAUAUUUAAUUUACAAUCGUCUGCUUUAUCCUUAACAGUAAUUUGUAAAAUAGUACACAAUUAAAAAUGGAAUAUUUCAGAUAUUGCCAUUCCAUAUACUGUUCAAUAUAUUGCAUCAGAAACUAAAUUUACUAAAAUGUUACAUUUGUAAAUGAUUUUUUUCUGUAAAGCGGGAACGAUCAUGUGUGACGUACUAAUCAUAGUAAAUGCGUUGAUCUUUUUUCAAUUUGAACAUUCUUAGACUUUUUAAUGUAAAUAUAUGAUCAAGUUCCUAAUUCAUUCAUACUUUUCUUAUUGUUCGUCAAAAUUAUAAAAAAUACAAAAAUAAUCACAACGAUUCGCUAUUUCUAAUAGUAAGAACACUGACCGUUCCGUGACUGUGAGACCAAAUAAAUUUUUUGCUUUUUAUAUGAAUAUUUCAAAUGCCAAUAAAGUGGUACUAUAAACUCGA
Molecule: messenger RNA, 9094 nt
Organism: Phymastichus coffea
Lineage: Eukaryota; Metazoa; Arthropoda; Insecta; Hymenoptera; Eulophidae
Product: serine-rich adhesin for platelets-like
Exons: 23
Coding region: 385-7617 (2410 amino acids)
Biological process (GO): autophagy
Cellular component (GO): intracellular membrane-bounded organelle
Molecular function (GO): protein binding
Source: RefSeq, a predicted model, not a curated record